Messenger RNA from Sinocyclocheilus anshuiensis, 1377 nucleotides. Its product is annotated as dnaJ homolog subfamily C member 5-like. Gene Ontology annotation, cellular component: presynapse; membrane; intracellular membrane-bounded organelle. NCBI's taxonomy places the organism in Eukaryota, Metazoa, Chordata, Actinopteri, Cypriniformes, Cyprinidae. The transcript has 6 exons. The coding region runs from base 199 to 807 and encodes 202 amino acids. The record is from RefSeq and is a predicted model, not a curated record. Gene Ontology annotation, biological process: regulation of synaptic vesicle cycle.
AUUGAGCGGAGACGCUGCUCGCGAUCAUAAGAAUCGGACGCCGUAUCUGAUAACCGCAGGCUGACUUACUCCUGUUUGAAGGCCUUUUAUAGAUAUAGGAAAUAAUUUACGAGGAACUGACGAACUGCACUUCUACCUUCCUUUCUCUCCUAGACGACAGAGGAGGUAGUUGUGGUGUGAGGGGAGUGUGUGUGAGUAAUGGCGGAGCAGCAGAGGCAGCGUUCACUCUCCACAGCAGGAGAAUCACUAUACGUGGUCCUGGGAGUUGAUAAGAACACUGCACCAGAAGACAUAAAGAAAUCCUACAGAAAACUAGCUCUGAAGUUCCACCCUGACAAGAAUCCUGACAAUCCAGAAGCAGUUGAGAAAUUCAAAGAAAUCAACAACGCUCAUACCAUUCUGUCAGACCCUACCAAACGCAACAUCUAUGACAAAUACGGAUCUCUGGGCCUCUACGUGGCAGAACAGUUUGGAGAGGAGAAUGUUAACACAUACUUUGUAUUGUCCAGCUGGUGGGCCAAGGCCUUGUUUAUAUUCUGCGGUGUGGCUACAGGCUGUUAUUUCUGCUGCUGUCUGUGCUGCUGUUGUAACUGCUGCUGUGGGAAGUGUAAACCUCAUUCUCCUCGGGCAGAUGAGCCGGAAUUCUAUGUGUCUCCCGAAGACCUGGAAGCUCAGAUGCAGUCUGAUGAGAGAGGCCGUGCAGAUGGCAGCAGCCCCAUCGUGAUGCAGCCGUCCUCUGCCACAGAAACCACUCAGCUGACCGCAGACUCUCACCACACCACCUACCGGACAGACGCCAGCUAUUAAACCUCCCUCUCUCUCUCACACACACACACACACACACGGGACCACCAUGCCAGAAGAGGUCACGGUGGGCAAUGGGUGAUCCAAAGGAAAGAGGAUGAGCGGUUAGUUAGUUACAGUAUCAUUGGAAAACCUGAAACGCUCCACUGUACAGGGCAAGAAGCGAGUUUAUAUUUAUUUGCCUUUAACCUCUAUUAUCCCCAAACCUACUGCGGUGUUAUAUUCAACACACACACACACUCACACACACAAGGACUUUCUUACAGUGUCCAUACAGUCUUCCUGCUAUGAUUCAAGCUUCAUCUUGCCGACAGCUCUUGUUGUGCAAUUGGCACUGGUUAUCACACUGCAUUUGUCUACAUAAUCAAUGAAAAUAAUUUUUAUCAAUCUUAUUUGAAGCAUGACAACCACAGGACAUAAGGAAUUAUUUUUGUAUGCUUUAGUGUAUUCAGCUAUCAUAAUGGUUAUUGAAGCUGGCUACAAUUUUAUAAUUGUAGAGGUUGUCACACAAACACUACCAUUCAAAAGUUUGGGGUCAGUAAUUGAUUUAUUUAUUUUUAGAAAGGAUGCGUU